UACUUCACCGGCUGCCAGGCCAGUCCUGGUCGCCCCCGCCUCAGACUCCUCUUUGCGCGCACGCUUAGGACCGGCGCCGGGAGCUGGACCCCAGCCGCCGCGACCCCUGGCUCCUGGCCCUGCGCCUGGAGGUCUGCUGAGAACUGACCCAGGUGAGGGGUGCAGACCUACUUCUCCUGGUGGUGGUUGUGUGGUGGUGGUGGCAGCAGGAGCCAGAACUAAGGGCAAGGGGGAGCCAGAAGCCCCAGGCCCCAACAUGGCACCAUUCCUGCGCAUUGCCUUCAACUCCUACGAGCUGGGCUCCCUGCAGGCCACGGAUGAGGCAAGCCAGCCCUUCUGUGCCGUGAAGAUGAAGGAGGCACUCAGCACAGAGCGCGGGAAGACACUGGUGCAGAAGAAGCCCACCAUGUACCCUGAGUGGAAGUCCACAUUCGACGCCCACAUAUACGAGGGCCGUGUCAUCCAGAUUGUGCUGAUGCGGGCAGCGGAGGAGCCAGUGUCUGAAGUGACGGUGGGCGUGUCAGUGCUGGCCGAGCGCUGCAAGAAGAACAACGGCAAGGCUGAGUUCUGGCUGGACCUGCAACCCCAGGCCAAGGUGUUGAUGUCCGUGCAGUACUUCCUGGAAGAUGGAGAUUGCAAGCAGUCUAUUCGGGGUGAAGAUGAGGCCAAGUUUCCAACAAUGAUCCGCCGUGGAGCCAUCAAACAAGCCAAAAUCCACUACAUCAAGAACCACGAGUUUAUCGCCACCUUCUUUAGGCAGCCCACCUUCUGUUCUGUGUGCAAAGAUUUUGUCUGGGGUCUCAACAAGCAAGGUUACAAAUGCAGGCAAUGCAACGCUGCCAUCCAUAAGAAAUGCAUCGACAAGAUCAUCGGCCGGUGCACCGGCACUGCGACCAACAGCCGGGACACCAUAUUCCAGAAAGAACGUUUCAACAUCGACAUGCCUCACCGGUUCAAGGUUUACAACUACAUGAGCCCUACCUUCUGUGACCACUGUGGCAGCCUGCUCUGGGGACUGGUGAAACAGGGAUUAAAGUGUGAAGACUGUGGCAUGAACGUGCAUCACAAGUGCCAGAAGAAGGUUGCUAACCUCUGCGGCAUCAACCAGAAGCUCUUGGCCGAGGCAUUGAACCAAGUCAGCCAGAGAUCCGUCCGGAAGUCAGAGACGGAACCUGCAGAGCCUUUUGGGAUCUACCAGAAUUUCGAAAAAAAGCCGGGAGUCUCUGGAGAUGAUGUCCCAGACAACGGUACCUAUGGCAAGAUCUGGGAGGGCAGCACCAGGUGCAACAUUGAGAACUUCAUCUUCCACAAGGUCCUGGGCAAAGGCAGCUUCGGGAAGGUGCUGCUUGCAGAGCUGAAGGGCAAAAAGGAGUUCUUCGCUGUCAAGGCCCUCAAGAAGGACGUAGUUCUGAUCGACGAUGAUGUGGAGUGCACCAUGGUGGAGAAGCGGGUGCUGGCGCUCGCCUGGGAGAAUCCCUUUCUCACCCACCUCUUCUGCACCUUCCAGACCAAGGAUCACCUGUUCUUCGUGAUGGAGUUCCUCAACGGGGGGGACCUGAUGUACCACAUCCAGGACAAAGGCCGCUUCGAGCUAUACCGUGCCAUGUUUUAUGCGGCUGAGAUAGUCUGUGGACUACAGUUUCUACACGACAAAGGGAUCAUUUACAGGUGCGGAGGUCUGUGCCAGGCAGAAAGCAAGUACUCAACAAAUAGCCACUGUUUUCACUCACGAGUCCCAGCAGCCCCCGUCCACAGCUUGUUGUUUCUGGGGCAGCUGGGAGCACAGCAGGCCAGAGAAGAUCCCAGCAGUCCCAGAGGCCCUGGGCUGCACCGCUGGGCUGGGCCAUGCCUGCCUGAGCACCCUGGAUCUGCUUGGGGGUUUGCUGAGGUUCCGAUUUCCUACAGCCCUCGGGUACUAACCGGGGCCCCUGCUGGGUUGCAGCUGCUUGAAAGGGACCCAGCCAAGAGGCUGGGAGUGACUGGCAACAUCAAAACCCACCCCUUCUUCAAGACCAUCAACUGGACUCUGCUGGAGAAACGUCUAGUGGAGCCGCCCUUCAAGCCCAAAGUGAAGUCCCCUGGAGACUACAGCAACUUUGACCAGGAAUUCCUCAAUGAGAAGGCGCGUCUCUCCUACAGUGACAAGAACCUCAUCGACUCCAUGGACCAAACAGCAUUCGCUGGCUUCUCCUUUGUGAAUCCCAAAUUCGAGAGGCUCCUAGAAAAGUGAGGUUCCCAAACACACCCCGCAACCCACCCCAGCCAAGGAACCUGGGUCAGCCAGCAUGGCCUCCCCACCCAGCCCAGGCAGAGCAGGUUUGCCCAGCCCCCUGCAUCGGCACUGGCCUGCCCCCCACGAUAAGCAACUGUGUGACUGUUGUGACUGCUGCUGCCAUCCCCACCCCCACCCCCAGGAGGGGCCUUGGCGCCUGUCUGGCUGGGCUCUUAAUGGUACUUCCUCUGUGAACUGAGUGUGAAUUUGCUUUUCCUCUGCCCUCAGAGGGAAACUGUAAAUCCUGUGUUUCAUUACUUGAAUGUAGUUAUCUAUUGAAAAAAUAUAUUAUAUAUAUGCAUAUAUAUAUAUGUAUACACAUACACACAUAUAAUAAGCUGUAUAUAUUGCUCAGAGAAAAAACAUGGGGACUGGUAAUGUGUUGAUCUUUUUUAAAAAAGUAUGUACGUAUAUAUGUAUAUAGGUAUAUACACAUAUAUAUGUGUAUAUAUAUAUACAUAUAUAUAAUAUCAAAAAAAAAGGAGCGCAAGCUAUUUGAACCCCUAGGUUCUUUUAUUUGUGUGUCUAAAUAAACACUGAAUGGUACUAA
Messenger RNA from Pteropus alecto (black flying fox), 2822 nucleotides. It is a transcript of the gene PRKCD, whose product is annotated as protein kinase C delta. Gene Ontology annotation, biological process: peptidyl-serine phosphorylation; intracellular signal transduction. Gene Ontology annotation, molecular function: ATP binding; diacylglycerol-dependent serine/threonine kinase activity. NCBI's taxonomy places the organism in Eukaryota, Metazoa, Chordata, Mammalia, Chiroptera, Pteropodidae. The record is from RefSeq and is a predicted model, not a curated record. Bases 257 to 2230 code for a protein of 657 amino acids. The transcript is spliced from 17 exons.